Messenger RNA from Lethenteron reissneri (Far Eastern brook lamprey), 2101 nucleotides. RefSeq names its product poly(A) binding protein nuclear 1 (gene PABPN1). Gene Ontology annotation, molecular function: poly(A) binding. The record is from RefSeq and is a predicted model, not a curated record. Gene Ontology annotation, cellular component: nucleus. Lineage: Eukaryota; Metazoa; Chordata; Hyperoartia; Petromyzontiformes; Petromyzontidae.
UAACCACGCCCCCUCUCGUGACGUCAUCACGGUCCCAGGCUACCCGGUGCUCCGGGCCCCGCUGAGGGAAGAGCAGAAGUGCGGCAAAUCCCCUCGCAUCCGCGCGCUUCUCCGCCUCGUCCGCCCCCGAAACCCCGGCCGCGGCUCUCGCGAAGCGCUCCGCCGUGCAGCGCGAGCGUUCUUUUCGCGCGGCGUGCCCCAUCUCGCUCGCGGAGCGCGGAGACGGAGCGCCGGGUCGGGCGCCGCGGACUGCAGAGGCGCCACCAUGGCGGACGCAGAUUACGACAACGGUGGUGAAGAGUCUCUGUACGGGCACGAGGAGGGUGAGAGUCAGCCCGUGAUGGACGACUCGACGGAUGGCGCGACCGAUGGAGUGGACGACUCGACCGUAGAAGACCCCGAGCUGGAAGCGAUUAAAGCACGAGUCCGCGAGAUGGAGGAGGAGGCUGAGAAGCUGAAGGCUAUGCAGAAUGAAGUGGAGAAACAGAUGAACCUCAGCCCCCCUGCAGCGGGACCCAUGAUCAUGUCGUUUGAAGAGAAGAUGGAGGCAGAUGCACGGUCCAUCUAUGUGGGAAACGUGGAUUACCAUGCCACAGCAGAGGAGUUGGAGGCGCACUUCCACGGCUGUGGCUCCGUGAACCGCGUCACCAUCCUGUGCGACAAGUUCACCGGACACCCCAAAGGGUUUGCGUACAUUGAGUUCUCGGAGAAAGAGUCAAUUCGUACAGCCAUGGCGCUCGAUGAUUCUCUCUUCCGUGGCAGACAGAUAAAGGUCCUGCCCAAGCGCACCAACCGACCUGGCAUCAGCAGCACAGAUCGGGGCUUCCCGCGGUUCCGAGGCGGUCGGGGAGGACGUGCCGGGUUCGCGCCGCGGGGUGGCGGCAGCCGCUUCUACGGUGGCGGCGGUGGCGGGUAUAUUUCCCGCCCGCGAGGACGAGCUUUCAGGGGCCGGGGUAGAGCGAGCACAUGGUUUUCACCUUACUAAGAUGGAUUUAAAAACAAAAAAAACAAAAAAGCCAAACACAAAAAAAACAAAAAAGAAAAAAAAGGAAAAAAAGAGAAGAGAAAAGGAAGAAAAGAAAAAAAUACAAAGUGAAUUUUUCGUGGGGCAAUGUUGGGGUUUUUGUUACUAAUUAUUUAAAAAAAAACAAAAAAUUGUAAAGUUAACAAGAACAACAAUGUUAAGAUAAUGACAUGUACACCAUUUCGUGGAUUUUUUUCUAGUUUGUUGAAAGCGUUGUGCUGCACGCAGGCUGGUUGUGAGAUGAUUUGCCGUCUCUUACCUUGUCUUGAGUCUUCUCUCUUUGCAGGUGUCCUGAUGGAGAACACCAGAACUUUGCUGUUCUUGCUCUUCAGUGAAAGGGCCCUGUGUUAGCUAAAGCCCCGAGCUAGUUUCGAUCACACUCGCGCUAAAUUCCCCUUUUGAAGAUCGGUGGAAGACUCUUUAUUUGAUGGCACCAAUUAAUCGAUUGAUACGGGGGGGGGGGGGGGGGAAUCAUAAAUAAAAUUCCGGCAGCCGUUUGGUUUUUUGCGAUUAUUAUUUUAUCAUUGUUAUGUUAUUUUUCCAAAAUUGGGUGACGAAGAGAUCUUGCCGCGUUUCAGUCGGCAAGCAUUUUUUGGGCAGUUAUGCUGACGUGUUUUCUACGCUGUGACCACCUUUUUGAGUAUUGAAACUUGCGUAUUUAAAAGCUCAUGCAGCUACAGUUAUGAAAUCGAUUAAUUGUUGCGGAAACUGCUAGAGGUGAAAAUUAAUGUAUCGGAAGCAACCUCCACCCCGCCCCCAGUUUACAUUCAUUUCAGUCGCGAACCAUUUAAUUAUAGAUCACCCUUCAUUGUAUUUAUUUUCUGGCAUAAGCGCGCAAGACAGACUCAAGCAUAGUUUUUUUUGUUUUUGUAUUAUAAUUUUUUAUUCUUUUUUUAUCAUCGGGCCACAGGCAAGGCUAGGCCACGAGAUACGAAAAAGAAAGUGGAAUUCGUUGAGCUAGCGUGUGGAUUCUGAUGUAAUGUAAACUUGUAGUGACAGUUUCAUGGUUAGAGAUAGGAACCCACUUUUAUUGUAACUUCUGAGAAAAAAACACUUCAAUAAAGAGUUUAAAUGUGA